AUGGCAUCAAGGCAUGCUCUUCAAGAACAAAACAGAGGUGAAGCAGUUGGUGUUGCGAAGCAGAAGAACAUGGCGGUGGCAGGACAAGGCAAAAGCCGCCGUGCACUAGGUGAUAUCGGCAACCUCGUAACUCUCCGGCCACUUGACGGCAAGCCUCUGCCGGCAAUCACCCGACCAGUUACAAGAAGUUUCUGUGCACAAUUACUUGCCAACGCUCAAAAGGAAGCAGCUGACAACAAAAAGAAACCAAUGGCAGUGAAUAUCGAAAACAACAAAGUGGUUGCCAAGAAGAAAGUUUCAGUCAAGCCAAAGCCACCACCAGUGCCCCAGAAUGCAACAGUGAUCGAGAUCAGUCCCGAUAGCAAAGAAUUGAAGAAACCCGAAUCGUCUUCUUCAAGAAACAAGAAACCGCAAUCGUCCCUCACUUCGACUUUAACUGCCCGAAGCAAAGCUGCCUGUGGCCUUAACUACAAACCGAAACCAACAAAUAUUGUCGACAUCGAUGCUUUAGAUAUCAAUAACGAACUGGCAGCAGUCGAAUAUGUUGAAGACAUAUACAAGUUCUACAAACUCGUAGAGAAUGAAAGCAAAGUCCAUGACUAUAUGCAUUCCCAGCCGGAGAUCAACGACAAAAUGAGGGCGAUUCUGAUCGACUGGCUCAUCGAAGUUCACAACAAAUUCGAGCUUACAAACGAAACAUUGUAUCUAACAAUCAACAUUGUGGACAGAUUCUUGGCGUCUGAAACUGUGGCCAGGAGAGAAUUACAGUGUGUAGGAAUGAGUGCAAUGCUUAUUGCUUCAAAAUACGAAGAAAUCUGGGCACCUGAAGUCAACGACUUGGUCCAAAUCUCCGAUCGAGCUUACGAGCAUCGCCAUGUUCUGGUGAUGGAAAAAAGGAUUCUGGGUCGAUUGGAAUGGAAUCUAACAGUCCCUACACCUUACGUCUUCCUUACAAGAUUCAUCAAAGCCGCCGCCACUCCACCGGAGGAAACAAUCAACAUGGAGCAGAUGGUGUAUUUUUAUGCAGAACUGGGGAUGAUGAACUACGAGAUGAUAAGGUACUGCCCCUCGAUGAUUGCAGCGGGGGCGGUGCAUGCAGCACGGAGCACACUGAAGAAGGUUCCGGCGUGGCAUGAAACGCUGCAGUUGCACACGGGGUUUGGGGAGGAGCAGGUGAAGGAAUGUUCGAAGCUGAUGGUGGCGUUCCAUGCGGUGGCGAAGGAUGAUGAGAAGAGGAAGGUGAUAUAUAGAAAGUAUUCGAGUGGCACACGAGGGGCGGUGGCGCUAUACCCGCCGGCCAAAUCUCUAUUGGCUGCGCCUGCACCUGCACCGUCGUCUUCUUAA
Molecule: messenger RNA, 1344 nt
Organism: Cynara cardunculus var. scolymus (artichoke)
Lineage: Eukaryota; Viridiplantae; Streptophyta; Magnoliopsida; Asterales; Asteraceae
Product: G2/mitotic-specific cyclin S13-7-like
Exons: 5
Coding region: 1-1344 (447 amino acids)
Biological process (GO): regulation of cyclin-dependent protein serine/threonine kinase activity; mitotic cell cycle phase transition
Cellular component (GO): cyclin-dependent protein kinase holoenzyme complex; cytoplasm; centrosome
Molecular function (GO): cyclin-dependent protein serine/threonine kinase regulator activity
Source: RefSeq, a predicted model, not a curated record